GACACAAAACAACAAAAAACGAAGCAGCACGACCAGGACCCGAAAAGCCGCGGGAACCCAGGGGACACAGAGGGGAAGCGGAGCGGUGCGCAGCGCCACUCGGCAUUCCCCCUCUCCCGGACGGGCGCCGCGCCCAACGAAGCCCCGCGCGCUUCCCAACGUCCACUCUCAUGCGGCCCUGCCGCGGACUUUCCUUGCGGACUUGCGGUGGCGUCCUGCCGCGCUCCCUGCUGCUCCGAGCCGUCCACAUCAAUCAAAACUCUGUCCGCCUACCUUCCAUUCGCCUAUCCGCGCGCUCUUUCUGCCCGCUCCCGGCGCCGCGCUCUCCACUCCUCACUUCGGCUGGAAUACUGCGUUUUCGCUGGGAACCUAGCAGGAUUCAGGAGUUUUGGGGAGCGAUGGCGCCGGCGUCGGGGCAGUGGGCGUGGAUGGCGACGGUGGCGGCGGAGGAGCUGGCGAAGCUGGAGGACGCGCACCCCGGCCGCAGCCUUGGCCCGCUCAAGGCCGAGCUCGGGCGCAUCAUCGCCGACCCUGGCUGGGACGACGACGACGCCGUCCCGCUCGCCUUCCUCGGCGUCGGCGUCCCCUCCUCCUCCCAGUCCCAGUCCCAGCCGGCUGCUCCCCCAGACCUUACGCCGCUCACACAAGAGUCCUCGACCGAGAAGCGAAAGUGGGUUGGCGGCGGCGCUGCGGUCGACCGGGAAAAGCAGAGGAAGCGCCGGCGGCGGAAGACCGAGGCGCAGCCGAGGGCGAAGAAGGACAGGGCAGACAUGCUCAUCGAGCGCGCGGAGGAGUACCUCAAGAUGAUCCGCGCCGUCAAGCAUAGCUUGCGGCCUUGCUCGGAGGACUGAAACCAAGGGACAGCUUAAGGGACAGUGAUUGGGAAAUGAGGCUUUUGCCGAUUGCCUUCGGUUCUGUAUUCUGUCUUUCUUUUCGCCGCAAUUGGGAAAGAGGCAUCAUUUCUUCUUCUUUUUUCAGGAAAAGUGGCAUCAUUUCGGAA
Brachypodium distachyon (stiff brome) is the source of this 1000-nucleotide messenger RNA. RefSeq lists its product as uncharacterized. The transcript is spliced from 2 exons. NCBI's taxonomy places the organism in Eukaryota, Viridiplantae, Streptophyta, Magnoliopsida, Poales, Poaceae. The record is from RefSeq and is a predicted model, not a curated record. Bases 171 to 851 code for a protein of 226 amino acids.